ACCUGUAUUUAUGUUGAAAAUGUGAUAAAUCGGAUAAUAUAAGUGGAAGAGGAUGUGUAUUGUCGGACGACCACGACGACUCGAUGUUUUAAACAGUAUUAAACUGGUGCAGCUCAGUUUGCACAGACAUGUGAGAGUCGACAGUGAUUGUUGCUGUUCUGUGAAGUUUACCGUUGAUGUUGUUGUUGUUGUUGAUGUUUAAGAUGUAGUUUAUAUAUUAAUCGUAUUAUAUAUAGUCAAAUACGCUCACAGUUAAUUAGUGUUAAUGUAAUAAUACAACAAUGGGCAAUCUACAAACGGGAGACGCCAAACAGCCCAAAACGGGCAAGUCCCCGGGCAAGAUAAAAGGCAAAAUAAAGUUGGGCAAGGCGAAAAAAUCGAAAGACGAACUCCAGUUCACGGGUGUCGUGCCGGAAGAGAGCGACGUAGAAGAACAUGCGUCCGAAAGGCCGGUUAAAAAGUCUCCGGCACCGACAAUCAAACAUCCCGAGGUCCUGGUGACCGACUCUUGGCGGGCGGUCAACAGGACGAGCGGGGACGGCGCUGAGGCCGAAAUCUCGCCGCCCAGCGCCGUCUCGUCCAGCUCCGACUCCAACUUCACCGACCCACUGACACCUGUGGGUUUCAAUGCGGAGCACAACGAGUGCUAUCAGAGCGAGGAGAGCAUUUUGGAUGUGGAGGUGCCGAACACGGUACAGGACAAUUUCUUGCACAAUUUGACGCUGAACAGUUUCAAACUGAACGAAUAUCGUGCACGGCAUGAGGAAGAGCGCACGAAAAAAUUGAGCAAACUUGGUGUGUCCAGGACCAGUCAGAUAAGCCUGGACAGUGACCCACGCGAAUGUUUCGUCAGUGAUAACGUUGAAGUGGUGAGCAAUGAUGAAGUUUCAGUGGCGGAGAGUCUGAGCCGUGACGAUGGCACCCUCAAACGGAGGUCGCACAAGGACGAGGAUGAUGGACAGAAGGUUGCGAAAAUGGUUAAGAGGAUGUCUGACGUUAGUUUGUCUAACGGACAACCGGAGUACAAGAGACACAUGUCAGUGCCUGCGGAGCCCUGCAAGUCAGUAUCGACGGACACCCCCGUGUUGAAGAAACUCGCACCCCUCACACUAAGCAAAGCGGAGUUGGAAUCGAAAGUUUCCAAGCCGAAGUUUGUGCCGGAGAAGUUGGACUUUCAGUUAUACGAAAAGUUCGAAGGUCAUCAGUUGGUGAAUUGGUAUCUUUCUGAGGUGAACGACAAAGCCUACCUCAAUGAGUUCCUGAGCGGUUCCGACUUAAAGAUUCUGGCUGUCCAAUUCUGCACGCACCUCCUGGCGGCGGGUGUCCUCCGACAGAUUCCAGACAAGAACGUCGAAAUAUCGAAUAUAUUCAAGCCAGAUUGUAUGUACUACUGGACCCAUGCGGAGACGCCGGUUUCGAUGCCCCAAACACCAGGUCGCCUCAGCAUGGUCUCGUGGCCACCCACCUCCGACUCGGAUGUAUUCAUCUCACCGACGGGCCAAUCGGAAUUGCUCGACCAUCUCGAAUUUCGGGCGGCGUCGGAGCUCAAGGGCACAGUCCGCGACGUCGAAUUCUUAGCUCUUGAGGAGGAGGUGAAGCGCCUCAACCAGGAGCUGGACAAGUACCGCACCUUGGUCGAAAUCCAGGCACUGACCGACAAUGCCAGGAAGGAUUUCGCGUCUCCUGUUGAGGAGGCGAAAACGAUCUGUGAUACUAAAGGUAAGAUUAAUGAAGCGACCAAAGAAGACAGAGCUGAUGGUGUUGGAGUGAACGUCGAAGUGCAAACCAUCGUUCAGAUGAAAUCUGUUGAAGUACAAACAGUUGAAGAGGAAACGAGUCGUAGAGAUGUUGAUGUACAAACAGACAUAAAACAAUGUAAAGACGUGGGAUCAAUGAUAGACAAUAAUGAAGGCGAUUCUGCCCAAGACAAAACGAAAAUUACCAAUUCUGAGACAAUUCCUUCUCCUACACUUCCAACAAUCGCACCACCACCUCCCCCAAUGCCUAUCACAAUCGUAUCAUCACCUCCUCCAAUGGCAACACCACCACCACCACCACCUCCUUCUCUGUCUGGAAUGUGUGGUCCACCUCCGCCUCCAAUGCCGGAUGCAUGCGGACCUCCACCCCCUCCUAUGCCCGGCAUGGGUGCUCCACCUCCACCUCCUCCUUUGCCAGGUAUGGCUGGCCCUCCACCUCCUCCUAUGCCCGGCAUGAGUGGCCCUCCUCCUCCUCCUAUGCCCAGUAUGAAUGGUCCUCCACCUCCUCCUAUGCCCGGCAUGGGUGGUCCUCCACCACCUCCCAUGCCCGGUAUGAGUGGCCCCCCACCUCCUCCUAUGCCUGGAAUGGGAGGUCCGCCUCCCCCGCCGAUACCUGGAAUGCCGCCACCACCUCCAAUGAUGGGCGGAGGUCCGCCACCUCCGCCCCCACCUUUGGGAGGACCUACUCCUCUGCCUGCGCCGCCAGCUGGAGGAUGGAACCCGCAGAAAGCAGUGGCUCCAACGUUUCCGGUACCCUUAGCUUUAAGAAAAACCCCGAUCAACCCCUCAGUACCAAUGAAACCGUUGUACUGGACCAGAAUCGUGGCUCAAAAUACUGCUGCAGAAGAACCGUCGUCAGCUCUGUGGACCCAAAUCGACGAACUGCCUCUCGAAGACCUCCACGAAUUUACGGAUUUAUUUUCACGUCAAGUGAUCGUCAGGACGCCCACUGUUAAGAAAGAAGUGAAGAAGACCAAGGUGGAAGCGGUCAAACUGCUGGACAGCAAACGGUCCCAAAAUGUUGGAAUCCUGGCACAAAGUCUGCACGUCGAUUUCCAGGAGAUCGAAAACGCAGUCUACAACUUUGACACGUCCAUCGUUAGUCUGGAGGCGUUACAACAAAUUUAUGAAGUGCGUGCCAACUCGGAGGAACUUUCGAUGAUCAAAGAUCAUUUGGCCACAAAGCCGGAGAUUCCCUUAGACAAGCCGGAGCAAUUCCUCUACGAGCUCUCGGAAAUAUCAAAUUUCGCCGAAAGGAUUUCAUGUCUGAUGUUCCAGGUGGAAUUUGAAGAUUCAAUAAGCACCAUUAGUCACACGUUGACGAAUCUGCGAACAGCCUGCGAGUAUUUAGUAAAGAGCAAAGAACUAAAAGAAGUACUGGCGAUAAUCCUAACCCUGGGUAACUAUAUGAACGGAGGCAACAUGACCAGAGGUCAAGCGGAUGGUUUCGGACUGGAGAUUCUUCCCAAAAUCAGGGACGUGAAAUCGAACAAAGACUCCAAAGUAACUUUAUUGCACUAUGUGAUCAGAAUCUAUUUAAAAAAAAUCGAAACUCCGUUUGAACCUAACCUGUCCCUGCCGGUACCGGAACCCGGUGAUAUUAGAAGGGCUGCGUCCGUUAAUUUUGACGAAUUAAAGCAGGACCUGCACAAGUUACAAAAACAAUUGAAAGAUUGUGAAAGAUGUACGGAAAAGGUAAUACAAGCUUCCACGGAGGAGAACCUGCAACCCUUCAAAGAUAAAAUGACAAACUUCCUGGAGAACUCGAAGAAACAUUUAGCGGCGGAGUUCGAAAACUUGGAAGAUUGUCAACAAGAGUUCAUUAAAACAAUGAAAUUCUAUUUAUUUAAGCCUAAAACUGGAACGCUGGAAUCGUAUCCACCCAAUUCCUUCUUUGAGUUAUGGUUGCCGUUUUGUGUUGACUUCAAAGAUAUUUUUAAGAAUGAACUUAUUCGUUUAGAAAAGGAAAGAAUUCAAGAAAUAAAAAAGAAGGAAAACGAAAGAUUAUCGGAAAUAAAAACAAUCAAAGAAAGGGAGAAUGGUUUAAAGGCAAAAAUCAAGCGAUAUCAAGCCAAACAAAAGAUUAAUUAAAUUAAAUAAAUUAUUUUUCAUAAGA
Molecule: messenger RNA, 3873 nt
Organism: Aethina tumida (small hive beetle)
Lineage: Eukaryota; Metazoa; Arthropoda; Insecta; Coleoptera; Nitidulidae
Gene: capu
Product: formin-2-like
Exons: 11
Coding region: 282-3848 (1188 amino acids)
Biological process (GO): cortical actin cytoskeleton organization; intracellular signal transduction; actin filament network formation
Cellular component (GO): cytoskeleton; actin filament; cytoplasm
Molecular function (GO): microtubule binding; actin filament binding
Source: RefSeq, a predicted model, not a curated record